UCUUAUGAAAUAUUUAUAUGAAGUAGUUAAAGCCAAACAACUCAAAGCGACGAAACAAUAAAAGUAGAAGAGGCCCAAGAUUUAUAAUUGGGUUUCUCUUUACCGGUUUGUUAUUGAAAAUAAAAUAAGCUACAUAUGGCGCCACCUCGGCACAGCGGUUUUGGGGGAAAUGGCGGCGGUGGAGGAGGACGAUCUGGUUUUGGUGGACAUGGAGGUGUCCGUUCUGGUCGAGUAGAUAAUCGUUCUCGUCGCAGUGGGGGCAUGAAUCGUGGAGCUGGUUCUGUAAAUGAUGAUUUUGGAGGCCUGCACAUUGUCAAUUGGUCCGAGAUGCGUCUGCAGCCAUUUCAAAAGAACUUUUACCAGGAGCAUCCCAAGACUCGUAAUCGUUCGCCAGAGGAAGUGGCUGCCUAUCGCAACCAACAUCAGAUCACAGUGCGCGGCAUGGCGCCCAAUCCCAUUCGAGGCUUUGACGAAACAUGCUUUCCAGACUAUUGCAUGAAUGAGAUACGACGUCAGCGGUAUGUAGAACCCACACCCAUUCAAGCCCAAGCAUGGCCAAUUGUUUUGUCGGGCCACAACCUGGUUGGCAUAGCCAAAACAGGAUCAGGCAAAACUCUCGCCUUUAUACUGCCCGCCAUAGUGCACAUCAACGGCCAGCCGCCCUUGAAGCGUGGCGAUGGCCCCAUUGCACUCGUACUAGCCCCCACCCGCGAGCUUGCCCAGCAAAUUCAGACGGUGGCCAAUGAUUUUGGGUCCAGUUCGUAUGUGCGGAAUACAUGCAUUUUUGGCGGAGCACCACGUUCCAAGCAAGCGAGUGACCUGCAGAACGGUGUUGAAAUUGUGAUUGCCACGCCCGGUCGUUUACUGGACUUUCUGCAGAGCGGCACAACGAAUCUGCGUCGAUGUACAUAUCUUGUAUUGGACGAGGCUGAUCGCAUGUUGGAUAUGGGCUUCGAGCCGCAGAUACGCAAAAUACUGAGCCAAAUUCGACCGGACCGUCAAAUAUUAAUGUGGAGCGCAACGUGGCCAAAGGAAGUACGUCAAUUAGCCGAGGACUUUCUCGGCAACUAUAUACAGAUUAAUAUUGGAUCACUGGAGCUGUCCGCCAAUCACAAUAUACGACAAUACGUAGAUGUUUGCGCGGAGCACGAGAAAGGAUCCAAGUUAAAGGAUCUGCUGUCACACAUUUACGAUCAGUCUGGGAUGCCCGGCAAAAUUAUCAUAUUUGUAGCCACCAAGAAAAAGGUGGAUGAGCUGGCUCGUUUCAUCAAUGCCUUCGGAGUUGGCGUCGGCUCCAUACAUGGCGACAAAUCCCAAAUGGAUCGGGAUAAUGUGUUGAAUGACUUUCGCAGCGGUCGUGCCAACAUUUUGGUGGCAACCGAUGUGGCGGCGCGUGGCCUUGACGUGGAUGGCAUUAAGUAUGUCAUUAACUUUGAUUUUCCCCAAUCAUCGGAGGACUAUAUACAUCGAAUCGGUCGUACCGGGCGCAAGCAUUCAACGGGAACCUCGUACGCAUUCUUUACACGAAAGAAUGCCAAGUGUGCUCGCGCCCUGAUUGAGAUUCUGCGCGAGGCCAAUCAGAAUAUAAAUCCCGAGUUGGAGCACAUAGCGCGCGAUUCGGGCGGUGGCAGUGGACGAAGCCGCGGCAAUCGUGGAUCUACCAGAAGUUACAACGGUGGCGGUGGCGGUGGCAACCAGUUUUCCGGCGGAUUCAAUGCCAUGAAUGGUGGCAACGGAUCAUCCGGAAGAACCAAUAAUUUCAGCAACUUCCGUGGCAGCUACAAUGCCUUUAGCGAGGGCGGCAAUCACUUUGGCUCGACGAGCAAUGCCGGAAACAAUUUCAAUGCCAACCAGGGCCAAGGCCAAAGGAACUUUGGCUCCGGCUCCGGCGCAGGCUUUUCGUACGGUGGCAACAGAUUCUCAAAUUCAGCGCGCCAUUAAAUUUAAGUUGUUGAGCUUAUCGCUAAGUUAUUAUCAAAUGUUUUCAACUUCCAUUCAGUUCACCUCAUCUCUCGUCACCCCAUUCGUAUUUAAUGGCCCCCAAAUAUUAUGACAUGAAGAUUUUAAUCCUCAAAAAUGA
Molecule: messenger RNA, 2080 nt
Organism: Drosophila navojoa
Lineage: Eukaryota; Metazoa; Arthropoda; Insecta; Diptera; Drosophilidae
Product: ATP-dependent RNA helicase p62
Molecular function (GO): ATP binding; RNA helicase activity; nucleic acid binding
Source: RefSeq, a predicted model, not a curated record